This is a messenger RNA of Musca vetustissima, 413 nucleotides long. RefSeq lists its product as uncharacterized. The record is from RefSeq and is a predicted model, not a curated record. The coding region runs from base 6 to 413 and encodes 135 amino acids. Lineage: Eukaryota; Metazoa; Arthropoda; Insecta; Diptera; Muscidae. The transcript is spliced from 3 exons.
GAAUUAUGUUAGAACUACAAAAAUAUCGUUAUUGUUUCAUGGCUGGAUGUUUUGCUGCCGGCGGUAGUUUCUUUGGUAAAAUGCCGAGUUUUUUGGACAACAUGGAUUUCGAGAUUAUCCACUGGCACAAGGCAUUCACAAUCAUUAAAUAUUUUCCAAUAGUAUUAAUGAUAAUAUGCAAUGUUCUCAAUUGGCGUUACUUUCUAAAGGCUCUUCAGUUAACGGAACAAACACUAACCGCCACAGUAUUAACAUCUGCCUCCAAUUAUGUUGUCUCGUUUCUUUUAGCCUCGCUCAUAUACAAGGAACCUAUAACAUGGCUCUCAACAGUGGGUACAAGCCUCAUAGUAUUGGGUUUGUGGUUCUUGUGUGACGAUACGAAUAAAACCGUCAAGAGCAGCAAAGACAAAUGA